AUGUCUCUGUGGAGCACGUACCGAUCCCUCACCCCGAAAACCCGAGCUUUGUUCGGCGUCGGCGUCAUGGCCUGGGCAACAAUCGGACUAUGGACGACCCCGCAAGUCGAGAAUGCCUUGGGCAUGCAAUCUACGAAGGAGGAGCAGGAGGCGCUUGAUAAACAGCUUGCUGUGCGAAUUUCGCGGGCCGGAGGCGACGAUAAUAGUGGACGGACGCAUUGA
This is a messenger RNA of Penicillium argentinense, 222 nucleotides long. RefSeq lists its product as uncharacterized. The transcript is spliced from 2 exons. The record is from RefSeq and is a predicted model, not a curated record. Lineage: Eukaryota; Fungi; Ascomycota; Eurotiomycetes; Eurotiales; Aspergillaceae. Bases 1 to 222 code for a protein of 73 amino acids.